UUCCUUUGAACCUCCUCGAUUAUCGAGUAACAAUAUAUCAUAAAGUGCUCGUUCGCAAAAUGAAACACACGUUUAUGGUAAUUUCGACGUUUAAUCAAUAAAAUAACAAAUAUUAUAUCAACUGAUAGCAUUAAGGAAACAUUGCGAAACGUUUAAUGUAAUCAGAAUCACGUGAUUGUGUAAUUUUUAUAUAUGCAAAUUCGAGAAAUGUCAGUCACGUUACUCUUUAAAUAGAACGUAGAGAAACAUAACGAUUAUCUGGAAAUUUUAGUGGAAAAAAUUCUAAGUAUAUUAAUAACAAAUAUAUAACAUAAGAUUGACAACAAUCAAUUAACUUUAUUUUUUUUUUUUAUUUUAUCAUUAAAUUAACUUUGAUUAUUACGUUUUCAUUUAAUCGAACUGAUUUUCCACAUCAAACCCAAAGGGCGAAAACUUGACAUUUGACGGACUAACGUUUAGACAUUAAAUUCGUACAUGUUGUACAUACGCGACCUGUUCCUGUUUACUCGAAAACUAUUAUCAAUGCUCCUUUGAACGAAUACAAGCAUUAACUGAUACUUAUACUUACAUAUAUUUCUAUCAAAUAUUGGCUUAUUGAUCGAGCAAACAAAUUCACGGAAAGAAAAAUACGUAUAUUGGGUUAAUCGAAACGUUCCGUCUCUUUUCUCUUUAUCUUUUUCGAACAGAUAAAAUCAUUAAUUUGAAAUAUUUUCUAUAAAUUGAUCCGUAAUAUACGAGAGAGGUAAGAGAGUCGAACAGUUCGCGCUCUUGGUGCUACGAAACCAAUAUAUGUAGCGUUGUACUAUAUCGUUUUAUAAAUUCUGCCGUAUUUUCGUUUAAAAAAUCGUUGACUCGAUGUUACAAGCGAAGAGGAUUAAUUUUUCGUAUUUAGGCUGUUCAUCGUUCGAAGCCUCUGUACCCCGCAGACGUUCGUAAUUUUUACAGAAAUAGAAGAAAAAUAAGUGGCACGGAAUAAAAUCUGCAUCCUUCUCCGCCAAAAAAUUACUUCAUAUCUUAUGCCUUUUCGUUUUCCUUCUUCGGCAUUUACAUCAUUUGUCGCAUCUAAAUUGUACGAUCGACGAAGGCAAGAUACUCGCACAGGGGAAAAUCGGUCGAUAGCCGAGACGAGAAGAAUCGUCGAUUCAUUAUAUUACAAAGGAAUCCCCAAGCUACUUGGUUACGUCUACGCGCCCCAUAAAAAUGUGCACGGUGCUUUACAUCGAGUGAAACGGUUCCCACGACACCCUGUGCGCCGUACUCUAUGGGAACGUUUUAUUGGGGUGAAAUUUUACGUGUCUGCAGCUACUCGUGCACGCACUCAUACGAUCAAACGUGUCGCUCGUAGAAAGUCGAUCGUAACGGUGAAACGUUCAGUCCUAACAUGUAGAUGUUACUUGCAACAAAAGGUAGAUUCGUAUUAGACAUUUAAUGGAAGGUUGAUCGAAGAAGCCACCUUUCUGCUCCUUCAAUUUGCUAAAUUAAUUGAUAUAUAAAAUUGCAAUUUUUUUUCUAUUUGAUAACUAUACUUUGCUAUGUAUGUUAGUCCGUGGUACAACAAGUUUGCGAUAAGGAUAUGUAAAGUAUACCUGCGGAAAAGAGAUAUAAAAAUGAAUGUAAGUAACGCGAAUAGUAAGGUACGGAAGAUACAAAACGAUUUGUUAUUUAAAUCGUUACUUGAAUUACUAUGCUACAAAAACGCCUGCUCUACCGAUCAAUAUCGUUUAAACAAUAUUCCGUAACGUUAAGAAAAUAUCAAAUUUUCUAAAAUUAAUCCCUCUUUCGUUUUCUAACAAUAUCCAAUUUUUUUUCUCGAUAAAUCUUUAUCGAAACAAAUCUGUUUAAAUAAAUUUGCACAAUACGAAGUGAACAUCGCGUUAUCAGAAACACUAUGCAAGCAGAUUACGAAAGGCCUCCACUAACAGGGAUAUGAAUUUUAAUACGAGAAACAUUUAUAACUGCAACAUUAAACAAUUAUUUAAAUCGUAUGUUUCGACGCUAAAUAAAAUCGCGUAAUCAUUUGACCAAUCUCUGAUAAAAUAAAGUGAAAUUGUAGAAAAUUAUUUGCACAAAUUGCAGCUCUAAACGGUAAAAAAAUAUUUUGACAAAAAUUUCAAAUUGCUGGAUCGAAUGUUUCCAAUCAUACAUAAAUAGCCGCAAUACCUGUCUUUAUCAAAAGAUUAAAGGAGAAAAUGAAACGUGUAGGAUACGUUCGAUCAAUUUGAUUAUAUAUUGCGUAGUUGACAUAAAAGUUAAAUUAUUCAUCGAUAAUAUGUCAAUUACGUGUCGUAUCAUUUUAAUUAGCUAUAUUUGUACAUUGACACAAGUGUCGAAAGCUACGUGUGUUUUUUGGCGGAUAAAUUAUUUUUUCCAAUUCUACGGCUUAUAUAAAUGAGAAACGCAAUAUCUUGGCAUUGUCUCAAAUUCGCCGUCCACGAAGGGAUCAAAAAUGGCGAAAGUCGCGAUUGUACUCUGUUUCUUCAUGCUAGCUGCAUAUGGCAGUGCCUUUCCUGGCUUGUCAGUACUCUUCAAUCCAACGAAGAGAGUACAUGAACAUGAAAAAAAAGUUGAGAUAAAAAUAAAAGGCAUCGCUACAAACGCGAAAGAAGACUUAAAGCAUCAGAAAGAGGAAGCUCAUUUUUAUGUGAAGCAAAUGAAAGAAAUCGGCAAAGAAAUAAAGAGGAAUACAAAACAUAAAGUCAAUAACAUAUUGAAGGAAGUGGCAUAUGAACUGAAAAUUUUAAAACACAAAACACAUGGAAAACAUAACAACCACUGCACGGCUAUCGCAAAGGAUUUGGAGAAAAUACGUAACAAGAUCUUAAAUGCGGUUAAUAAAUGUGUUUCAAACCAUAUGGAUGAAGCGAUAAAUGUGGAAGAGAAAAUAAUUCAAGCUUCUAAAAAGUUCCUGACUAAGAUUGAAGAUGUUGUUGAUGAAGCUGCACACUGUGUCGUAUCCAACGUAAUUCUCACUGAUGCAAUUGCAUGUUUAGAUAACGCACUGUUGACAGCAAUGAAACUUUCAAGCACGGAACUUUUGGAGUUAACAAAAGAAGCUACCCAACAGACUAAACAUAUAUUAAAAUUGAAACAUAAAGUAACAGGCUGCACUGUAGCAAAACUAAAACUAUCCGAUUUUCAAAAACUUGAAACAAUCCUCAAAAAGAUUAAAAAAUGCAACAAAGAUGAGCCUGCAGCUUCGACAACAAAACAUCCGAAAUCAUCACAUAGUACACACGCACCACACUCAUCAGACAAAACAACUAUAACUACAAAAGCAUCACCUACUAGUACCACCCAAGAAUCGACUUCAAGCAGCACGCCAAAACCAGCUAGCAGAGCAACUGAAAAAUCAAUCUCAAGCACUACGGAAGAGCCAACUAGUAGCACUACUCGAAAAUCUACCUCAGGCAGCACAGAAGGACCAGCAAGUAGCACUACCCAAGAAUCCAGCUCAAGCCCCACAGAAGAACCAGGAAGUAGCACUACCCAACAAUCUACCUCAGGCCGCACAGAAGGUACAAGUAGUACCAGCACAAAGGAAUUAUCCUCCAGCAGCACAGAACAGCCUGCUAUUAGCACAACCCAAGAAUCCAGCUCCAGCACCACAGAAGAACCAGGAAGUAGCACUACCCAACAAUCUACCUCAGGCAGCACAGAAGGUACAAGCAGUACCAGCACAAAGGAAUCAUCCUCCAGCAGCACAGAACAGCCUGCUAUUAGCACUACCCAAGAAUCCAGCUCCAGCACCACAGAAGAACCAGGAAGUAGCACUACCCAACAAUCUACUUCAGGCAGCACAGAAGGUACACGCAGUACCAGCACAAAGGAAUCAUCCUCCAGCAGCACAGAACAUCCUGCUAUUAGCACUACCCAAGAAUCCAGCUCAAGCCCCACAGGAGGUCCAACGAGUAGCACUAGCCAAGAAUCCACCGUAAGCAGCACGGAAGGAUCAUCUAGUAGCAGUACCCAAGAAUCAACCUCAGUCAGCACAGAAGGACCAGCAAGUAGCACUACCCAAGAAUCCAGCUCAAGCCCCACAGAAGAACCAGGAAGUAGCACUACUCAACAAUCUACCUCAGGUAGCACAGAAGGUACAAGCAGUACGAGCACAAAGGAAUCAUCCUCCAGCAGCACAGAACAACCUGCUAUUAGCACUACCCAAGAAUCCAGCUCUAGCACCACAGAAGAACCAGGAAGUAGCACUACCCAACAAUCUACCUCAGGUAGCACAGAAGGUACAAGCAGUACGAGCACAAAGGAA
Bombus pyrosoma is the source of this 4261-nucleotide messenger RNA. RefSeq lists its product as uncharacterized. The transcript has 4 exons. The record is from RefSeq and is a predicted model, not a curated record. Lineage: Eukaryota; Metazoa; Arthropoda; Insecta; Hymenoptera; Apidae. The annotation marks the transcript as partial.